UGUCAUAUCCGGAGUUGGAUUGGCGAACUUCUUUCCAGGAGCAGGUCAAAACGAGAAAAAGUUUGUUCGAAAUCGCUUUAGCACCUCGAAAAUCGAUAAAACCUUCUCAAGAAUCGACAGCUUCAAGUGAAGCAGACCUAUCGUAUCUACCAAAAACUUACAAAUUUCAAUUCAUCCUAAACCUUCACGUUUAUCUACGAGAACCAUCUGAACUACAAACAAUACUUCAACAGAAUCACGUAAAAAAUGAACAUUUGUAUGAACUUGAGCAGCACCCUCAACUUAUUUCAAACAAAUCCUUUCUCCCGCUGGAAUGGUUCGACGAUUUCGAGUAUGAUCCAAUGUCGACGGAAAGGUGGCUAUCCAUAGACAAUCUACAAGGAUUCGUAUUGAUCAAGGACCCUGAAUCGCACAUAUGGGGGUGGAAACUGGUAACAGUGGUUGAUUAUGAUAAAUGCAGCUUCCUGUGGACUGUUUCGGAAGGUUCUGAAAGUUGGAAAGUUCCUAGAAUCCGAUUGUACCUUGUGUUUGAAGAUCCGGUUUGCUUCUGUGAACGAAUUGGUUCAGCACUCAACAGCCGAAUGGACGCUGAAAAUCGGUUGAGGUUCUACUACCUUCGGCAGCUGGUAGACGUGGAAGGAUAUUUUGAUCUGUCAAGCGAUAUGGGCGAGCGAAUUUAUAAUAAAUCUAGUGCGGAAGCUUUGGCAGCAUUCAAAUUUCUUUACAGGAAACUUCACAUAAUGCUGUCGUUAAAUGUGUGCCUGGAUCAGAACGAGUGGUUAAACAUCAAACCGAUUCCAGUUGCUAUGGAGCGAAUAUUACCUUCUUGCAAUGACAACAUUCAAAGCCUUUACAACUUUCAAUCGUCGUUUAAAUUAAUCAAGAGAAUUAUCAUGUUCAGUCAUCCUGCAGUACCAAAAGCUCUCGAACAGGUUCAUCAUGAGUGCGAAAGGGUGAGAGAGUUGUCCCUAUUUGCGUUAGAUUUCAAAGAUCCAAUUACACUAGCCGAAUUUAAAACAAUCAAUGAAGCCCAACUGGUGAAGACGAUGCGAUAUUUGAAGAACAACUGGAUUGAAAAAACUACCAUGAAGGUCCAUCAAAAUCUUCUCGAUGCCGGAAGAGGCUGGUUUGACGUUGCAGUGGACGACUGGAUGAUCUACCAAUCAAUAAAGCUUUAUCGACUGAUUGAACAAAUCAAGUACAGAAUGCAGACAGCACUUCGUGACGUUGUACUAAUCUCAACUAACGAAUAUUUCCAUCGCUUGUGUGAUCCCUGCGUUUUAACCUUUACGGUUGAGGAAGACUUCACAUGGCAAGACAAUUUGAUCCAAUCCCCGUUUGACGCUGGACUACGACCGGUGUUCUAUCUUCUAUUAGAGAUGGGAGAUGACGUUCCAUAUUAUUCUACCAACCCAGAUGAGUUCGAACCGUGCCUAAAAAUGUUGUUUAUAGAAGCCGUGGCCAAUACACACGAUGUACACCAGAUCGAUCCAUCCUUGCUCGGGUCCUUGAUAUUUGAUCCCUUUCUAUAUUUAUCAUCAAUGGGACUGAUGGAUCCUGUUAUUAAACAACGUCGGGAGUUUCUCACGUUGUCGUAUAAUAAAACAAUCAUUCCCUUAAAAGCCUACGCUGCUCGAUACGAGGAGUUCAAAGAAUUGUUCUUCACGAAUGUUGUGGAUUACGUCGAAAACGUCCGAUUGAAUAAAACUUCAUUACAAGUUAAGGAAGAGAUUUCGUUUCAAAUACGCAUGCGUGAAAGCUUGGAACGAACCCUACCCUUAAGUAUAGUGAUAGGAUCGUUUUGGAUCAAUGUAAAACCACUUCGAGAAGCACUAAUUCAAAAGCGUCUAGAUUUAACGGCUGCACUAUUGAAAAUGUUAACGGAACGACUAAGCGCCAAAACAUCCGAUGUCGUAUCCGAAUAUAAUGAAACAUACGAGAAAAUGUGCGAAAAGCCUAUUUCUAUCGAGCAUAUUUACGAUUUACGAUCGUUCAUGGAUACUAUACCAGAGCAACUGCAAAAUUUAGAGGAUCGAAUGAAGACAAUUGUAUUUGAAUACGAAAUUUUGGAUUUCUUCCGUCACGCUCUUCCGGAUGCAGAUUUUUAUCAAAAAUGGAACGCUCUUGCUUUCCCUCAGACAAUAAUAAAGCAGAUGGUCGUCGUUCAAGAAUUUCACGAAAGCGAAGUCGAUCGAUUUCGAAAGCAGCAAGUUAGCGAUGAAGCUGAAUUUGGUGGCAAAGUUGAAGACAUUAAUGUUCACAUUUCAAAAUUCACAACAAUUUAUGAUGUUGCCAAGGUGGCAGAAAUAUCAAUUGAGGUGAAGAAACUUUGGAAAACAAUUAGUGAAUUGAUUCAAUACGGAGAAACAUUGAACAAGCGUCAAGAAUUGUUUGAACUAGCUGCCAUUGACUUGUCCAGUCUAUUUGAGCUGAAGGAAAGUUUCGAAAGUUAUAAAAACCUGUGGACUUUUGCUGCAGAUUACAUCAACGUGGAGGAAAGUUGGCGGGAGAAUCCACUAUCCAGUUUGGAAAUCGAUAAUAUUGAGAAAACAGUUAACUAUUAUAGAUUAUCUUUUGAAAAACUGAUAGACGCAUUCAAUGAGCAACCCCAAAUUGGAGAAGUCGUAGACACGUUUUUAGAAAGAGUCAAAACAUUCCAACCGCAUCUUAAGAUUAUCGAACUAUUACAGCAUCCUCUGCUAGAGCCAAUCCACUGGGCUCAGCUUGCUAAAGCUGCUGGGAUCAAAGUAAAAGUGUCGCUCGCCACGAACUUUCAAUUAUUUUUAGAACACAAAAUCCACCACCACUUGGAAGUACUAUAUGAUCUUAUUCAAAGAGCAGAAGAGCAAAAAGAAGAAACCGAGCGGAUUCAGGCCGAGCAGGAGGAGAUAAGACGCAAAGAACAAGAAUAUCUGCGCAACAGGGAGAUGAGACGGUUACAGAGGACGGAAAUUUGAUUUAUUGUUUUGCUUCAGUUCAGAAAAUAAAGAAGGCCCAAGUUAUGAAUAA
This is a messenger RNA of Aedes aegypti (yellow fever mosquito), 3009 nucleotides long. RefSeq names its product dynein heavy chain 1, axonemal (gene sac). Gene Ontology annotation, molecular function: dynein intermediate chain binding; minus-end-directed microtubule motor activity; dynein light intermediate chain binding. Gene Ontology annotation, cellular component: dynein complex. The coding region runs from base 342 to 2957 and encodes 871 amino acids. Lineage: Eukaryota; Metazoa; Arthropoda; Insecta; Diptera; Culicidae. Gene Ontology annotation, biological process: microtubule-based movement. The transcript has 3 exons. The record is from RefSeq and is a predicted model, not a curated record.